UUUAAAAUGAAACAUAUGUUGAGUUUUUGCCAAAAGUUAUAGCCGAAAUCUCUUACCAAAAAAACCAAACUAUUGGCCAAUUACUUUGAUUUAUUAUUCGGAUUUAGGCCUUUGUCUUCUUCUUUUCUUCGCUUGUUUUGGGACUUGUCGCCGCCAAAAAAUAAAAUAAAUACCGUAAAAUGGUUCGUUGGAGUGCACGCUCUAGACGGGCGCGCCAGGAUAAGGUUGAAUUGCUUGCCAGCAAUAAUAAAGUGAAUUCGGGUGACGAUGAGACAUCCGAAAAUGCUGCUUAUCGUAAUUCUGCUGAUCUCUCCGAUACCGAUGAAAUCUUUCUAAAAGGUCUUCUACUGAGCAAUCCCUCAACACCGCACAAGGAGCUUAUGUUAAAUCCUAUCGAGCCACAGCCGGUUCCAGCAUUUUUACCCGCUCAUCUUAAUAAUAAACCGAUCUGUGACGAUAUUAUACGUAAAUUUUCACCUUCAAGACGUCUGGAGUCACGUGAGUUAGCCAAACUCUUGGCCCAACCACAUUUUCGUGCCCUUUUGCGUGCCCACGAUGAGAUAGGAUACUUAUAUGAACAACGUUUAAAAUCAGCUGGCGGUUCACUUACCAAACUUGAAGUCACAUCUCAACGACAAUCGGGUGGUUAUCUAUAUACAGAGGAUAUAUUAAAUACCAAAAUGCCAGUAGAAACCAUAAAAAUGGUGGGACUACGACGGGAUCCCAAACAGCCUUUGGGUCUGACUGUCGAAAUGGAUGAGUACAAACAGCUGGUGGUGGCACGCAUCCUGGCUGGUGGUGUUAUUGAUAAACAAGGAAUGCUUAAUGUGGGCGAUGUCAUUUUGGAGGUAAAUGGCACUUCUGUACGCUCACCAGAUGAACUUCAAGUGGAGGUAUCGCGAGCCAAGGAGAAUUUAACACUAAAAAUUGGACCCAAUGUUGAUGAGGAGAUCAAAAGUGGGCGCUAUACGGUCAGUGGUGGUGUGGGUAGUGGGGGUCAGGUUAAACAGAAUGGCAUCACGAAUCUUGAGACGGGCAAGAAAUUGACGUGCUAUAUGCGAGCCCUAUUCUCAUACAAUCCAUCAGAGGAUACAUUACUACCAUGCCGAGACAUUGGUUUACCUUUCAAAUCGGGCGAUAUUUUGCAAAUCAUUAAUGUCAAAGAUCCAAAUUGGUGGCAAGCCAAGAAUAUUACGGCCGAAUCGGAAAAAAUUGGUUUAAUACCCUCACAGGAAUUGGAAGAGCGUCGCAAGGCUUUUGUAGCACCCGAGGCUGAUUAUGUGCACAAAAUUGGCAUUUGUGGAACUAGAAUAUCGAAGCGUAAGCGUAAAACCAUGUAUCGUUCGGUGGCCAAUUGUGAGUUCGAUAAGGCCGAACUUUUACUAUACGAGGAGGUAACUCGUAUGCCGCCAUUCCGUAGGAAAACUCUAGUAUUGAUAGGUGUCUCCGGUGUGGGCAGACGUACGCUCAAAAAUCGUUUGAUUAACAGUGAUGUUGAUAAAUUUGGAGCCAUUAUUCCACAUACAAGUCGCCCGAAACGUGCCUUGGAGGAGAAUGGUGUUAGCUAUUGGUUUAUGGAUCGCGAGGAAAUGGAAGAGGCAGUCAAACAAAAUGAAUUUCUUGAAUAUGGCGAACAUAAUGGCAAUCUAUAUGGUACACAUUUACAGUCCAUUAAAGAUGUCAUCAAUAGCGGACGCAUGUGCAUUUUGGAUUGUGCACCAAAUGCUUUAAAAAUAUUGCACAAUAGCCAGGAAUUGAUGCCAUUUGUUAUAUAUGUAGCAGCACCUGGCAUGGAACAGCUCAAGACCAUAUAUGCGGAUCGUCGUGCCACUGGAUCCAAUAGAAAUUUAUCUUUUGAUCGUCAAAGUUCCAUACGCUUCAGUUCCAGACGUGCACGUACACUAGAAUCCCUAGCAUCGCUCUAUGAGGACGAUGAUCUUGUAGCCACAGUGGAAGAAUCGAGUUUCGUGCAACGAAAAUAUGAGAAAUACUUUGACAUGGUCAUUGUCAAUGAUGAUUUCGAUGAGACGUUCCGUCAAGUGGUUGAGACUUUGGACCAAAUGAGUCAUGAGGAACAAUGGGUGCCCGUAAAUUGGAUUUAUUAGAACAGAAAAACAGAAACUUAUAUAAUCUUCGAAUAUUGUAACGACACAAAAAAUACACCAGUAAUUGUUUGAAAAUUUUUCAUAUGAAACUAAAAACAAAAUAAUCCGCUUUUGAAAAGAUAUAUAAAUGUUCAAGUUUGCAUUAGAUUCUUGUAAUUAGUUUUUUGUUAAACCAAAUUAACUAUUUUCAAUCAUUUAAUGUUUUAUUUCACUUAUCUAAAUGCCCUCCGUCUAUUAUUGGAUUAUUUAACUAUAAGUCUAAUUUUAUAGAAAACGAAUUCGUCCAUUUUACAAGCUGUUUUUAUAUUUAAUUUAUACUAUUUCGUAUUCUUCUGUUUACAUAUGUAUGUAUGACAACUGCAUAUAUUUUAUACAUAUAAUUUAACGAAUCUCUUGAGUACAAUCAGUUUCAAAACUCUGCCAACAUACAUAUAUAUAUCAUUUAGUUUUUAGUUUUUUUUGUUUGAUUCCAAUGAAAUGUAUAGUAAAAUAUUGAUGUAAUUCCUCUUCCCCUCGUUUCUAUUUAAGAGCAAAGAAGAAAU
Molecule: messenger RNA, 2647 nt
Organism: Drosophila willistoni
Lineage: Eukaryota; Metazoa; Arthropoda; Insecta; Diptera; Drosophilidae
Gene: vari
Product: protein PALS2
Exons: 10
Coding region: 180-2105 (641 amino acids)
Cellular component (GO): cell-cell junction; plasma membrane
Molecular function (GO): protein binding
Source: RefSeq, a predicted model, not a curated record